This is a messenger RNA of Ctenopharyngodon idella (grass carp), 1336 nucleotides long. RefSeq names its product interleukin-27 subunit beta. NCBI's taxonomy places the organism in Eukaryota, Metazoa, Chordata, Actinopteri, Cypriniformes, Xenocyprididae. The record is from RefSeq and is a predicted model, not a curated record. The transcript is spliced from 6 exons. Gene Ontology annotation, cellular component: membrane. Gene Ontology annotation, molecular function: protein binding; cytokine receptor activity. Bases 108 to 1007 code for a protein of 299 amino acids.
CAAAAUUCCACAUUGAACACUUGAACUGAGCGUGUCUACACACAUACAUAGUUUCUUCUUUUAUAAAAGCACAGUCUUUACAUUUUGUGAGUAUAAAACACCAAAAAAUGUGCUUGAUAUAUAUUUUUGGAGUGCUGGCCAUAACAAGUGGAGUUUUUAGCCAAGAAGACACAACAACCGUACUGCCAGAGGUUCGAGAAGUGUUUGUAGCCGUGGGUUCAUCUGUGAAGAUCCCGUGCGCUGACGGAGAGGGAAAAGGGGUGGAGUGGAGAUUCAACAGCUCAGUGCUCGUCUCAAGCCCUGUUCUCUCCAUACAGAACACGAGUCUGAAGGACCGAGGCUUCUACACCUGCCACCUACCAAAUGGAAACCUCAUACAAACAGUAUCUCUAAAUGUGGGAUAUCCGCCUUCUCCUCCGAAUGUGCAUUGUUGGUCUCCAAGUUACCCUAAAAGAGCAAUAUGUUCCUGGACACUGACUCCAGAUCCCAUACUUCCAACACAUUAUAUUACUACAUACAGGAGCUUCUCAGAGCCACUCUCAAGUGCCCGUCAGUGUCAGAAAUGGGCAGCAGGAGACAGGCAGUGUACGCUGGAGGAACUGGAGAUCUUCGCCAGAGAACCGUCUCUUCUCAACAUCACAGCUGUUAAUGCUCUGGGAAGCACAACAUACGUAUGGCCAUUUAUUUUUGAGCAGAUAGUGAAACCCGAUCCUCCGGUGAAUGUGAGCGUAAUGGUAAUGCCAGGCAGGAAGCUGUCAGUGCAGUGGGCUCCUCCACCCACCUGGCCGGACCCCGUCAACUUUCUCCUGAAAUACACAGUCAAAUUCCACUGGGGCAAACCUGAGAUGGCCAGAACUCUUGGCCCGUACGAGUCUAACAAAAUGAUUCUGAGUGGACUGGUGGCUGGAAGGACUUAUUACAUCCAAAUAUCUGCGAAGGACUUCCUGGAUGACGGGCGGAGCAGUGACUGGAGUGCACCGAUACGAGCCACUAUACCCAUCAACUGACACGACGAAUCACUACAUCAACCAGAGGAGCUGUGUUUAGAUGUUUAUUACUGGUACCAGAAGGGUAACUGUUUAUAACGGCAAUGAUAACCAACAUGUGCAGAAUGUCAUUAAUCUGAAAAAUAUGGUAGCUCCACCUGCAAAUAAUCACAAAGCUUGAAAGCAUUUCAAGAGCUCUUAUCUGAACUUUAUUUCUGGUUUGUGAAACAAUAAAAUCACACUUUAUCAAGCAGCAAAAGAAAAACACAAAUUAAUGACAGUUCUGACUUAGAAAAAGUUUCAUUUGAAAAUCACUUGAUUGUUUUUAAUAAAAUAAUGUUUUAAAAGAA